This is a messenger RNA of Saprolegnia diclina VS20, 1692 nucleotides long. RefSeq lists its product as hypothetical. Bases 44 to 1501 code for a protein of 485 amino acids. The transcript is spliced from 2 exons. Gene Ontology annotation, biological process: ubiquinone biosynthetic process. Lineage: Eukaryota; Oomycota; Saprolegniomycetes; Saprolegniales; Saprolegniaceae. Gene Ontology annotation, molecular function: oxidoreductase activity, acting on paired donors, with incorporation or reduction of molecular oxygen, NAD(P)H as one donor, and incorporation of one atom of oxygen; FAD binding; 2-octaprenyl-6-methoxyphenol hydroxylase activity. The record is from RefSeq and is a predicted model, not a curated record. Gene Ontology annotation, cellular component: mitochondrion.
GUGGGCGUGAAGACUGCCAUUUUGCGUUUUUUUCGUGGUCAAGAUGCUACGCCCCGCCCUUGUCCGCCGCGCCGCCCGCGGCCCGCUCAUGCAGCAGAGCUCUCGCGCCAUGUCCAUGACGCUCGCCGAGAAGCAGCAGCAGCGUGAGCUCGAUGCUGCCAAGCUCGACGAUGUGCUUAUUGUCGGCGGCGGCAUUGUUGGCUCGGCGCUCGCGUGCAGCCUCAAGUCCAACCCGCUCUUCAAGGGCAAGAAGGUGUCGAUCAUUGAGACGCAGCCGCCGCGCAAGGUCGAGUCCGAGGACCUUGGCCUUCCGGACCUCCGCGUCUACUCGAUCACGCCGGCCUCGAAGAAGCUCCUCGAAGCCGCUGGCGUCUGGUCCAAGAUGAGCGACAAGCACAUUGCUCCGUUCCAGGACAUGCAGGUCUGGGACGCCAUGGGCGAUGGCUUUGUGCGCUUUGACGCUGCCAAGGCCGGCGUCAAGGACCAGAACUUGGGCUUCAUCAUCGAGCACGGUGUCUUGCAGCGUGCGCUCAUGGCGCGCAUGGAGGAGCUCGCGGCGCAGGACGGCGACGAGCAGCCGCUCCGCAUCCACAGCCCUGCUGUUGUGCGCAACUUCCUCAAGGGCAACGAAGUCUGCCGCUACAGCACAGUGCACCUUGAAGGUGGCGAGGAGCUGCGUGGCCGCCUGGUCGUGGCCGCCGACGGUGGCCAGUCGCUCGUGCGCACGCUCGCGGGCCUCGGCACGUGGGGCUGGUCGUACGACCAGCAGGCGCUUGUCGCGACCAUCAAGACGGAGACGCCGCAUGCGACCGCGUACCAGCGCUUUUUCCCCACGGGCCCGCUCGCGCUCCUUCCGCUGCGCGAUGGCUACACCUCGAUCGUGUGGUCGUGCACGGAAGACAUGGCCGACGAGCUCAUGGCGAUGAACCCCGAAGAAUUCCAGGCCGCGCUCAACGACGCGCUCUUCCGCCCGUCGGCGCCGCCGGCGAUCCCGGACGUGCCUUUGCUCAAGGAUCUCCUCACGGGCCUCCACAACGCUGCGCAGACCGUCAUGGCCGCCGGUGCCAUGUCGGACCCGUUCGUCGCGCCGCCGCGCGUCACCGAAGUCGUCGGUAAGCGCUUCUCGUUCCCGCUCAAGCUCCAGCACGCGACCCGGUACACGCGUGACUGCGUUGCGCUUGUCGGCGACUCCGCCCACAGCAUGCACCCGCUCGCGGGCCAGGGCCUCAACAUGGGUCUUGCCGAUGUCGCGUCGCUCAGCAACCUCCUCGCCGAAGGGGUCAAGACUGGCGCCAACAUCUCGGCGCCGACGUUCCUCCAGCACUACGAGAACGACCGCAAGGCCGCAAACGUGAGCAUGUCGCUGGCCAUGGACGGCUUCAAGCGCCUCUUUGGCCCGACGCCGGACGCGGUCGGCGCGGCCCGCAACCUCGGCAUGGGCGCACUCAACGCCAUCGAGCCUGUCAAGACGCAGAUCGUCCGCUACGCGAUGGGCUUGUAGACGGCGCUGUGUCAGCGUCCAAAGUAGGAACCUAGUGUCAAUCAUCAUGUCCACCCACCUCUUCUCUGGUCGACGUCAUCUCCUUGGUCUCGCUGGUGGUGUUUAACGUGUUUAACGGCGCGGCGAUGGCGUUUACCCUGUGUUUACCCACGCGCCCUUUGGUUCGCGGCGGUUUGGUUGGCGCGGUUUUU